AUGGAGAUUAUUGAAGCGAUGUGUACAUCAGACAAUGCGGUUUCAGCCCUAACCUUCAAAAGUAGUCAAGUAUGUUUACUUUCUGUGGAACAAGAAGGAUCAGAAGUGAAAAAUGUUCCAGCUGCAGAGAGUAAAGGUUUCAAAUUUGAUACAGAAGAUGGAGAUAGAGUUAUUCCUGGUUUUCUUGAUGCCAUAAUUGGAAUUCAAGGAGAUGAAACAAAAUCUUUCUUGUCAGAUUCAUGGAAACAACAAGAUCUACGUGGCCUUCCUUGUCAUUUUACAGUUGAAUGUAAAUUGAGAACUACCAGAGAUGAAUAACUCCAUUGCUGAUAAGCUUCUUACUGGAUGCAC
Molecule: messenger RNA, 351 nt
Organism: Lactuca saligna
Lineage: Eukaryota; Viridiplantae; Streptophyta; Magnoliopsida; Asterales; Asteraceae
Source: the annotation of a GenBank genome assembly